This is a messenger RNA of Episyrphus balteatus (marmalade hoverfly), 4707 nucleotides long. RefSeq lists its product as uncharacterized. The record is from RefSeq and is a predicted model, not a curated record. Gene Ontology annotation, molecular function: zinc ion binding; nucleic acid binding. NCBI's taxonomy places the organism in Eukaryota, Metazoa, Arthropoda, Insecta, Diptera, Syrphidae. The coding region runs from base 124 to 4647 and encodes 1507 amino acids. The transcript is spliced from 6 exons.
UUUCGACAUUUUUCAAGAAAUCUAGAUGGCUCGCUGUUUCCUCGUGCAGUCUUGCCCUUUUGUUUUGAAUUAUUUCGGCAUCAAAUAUAAUUUAUUAUCCAUAAAAGUUUUCUAAAUGAAAAUAUGGAUGAGGUUGAUAUUGACAACGUAGAUGAUUUGAACGAAUUGGAAGCACGACUUUAUGCACAGGUCCAUCAUGAGGCUUAUGAUGGUGAUAAUGAUAUAUCAGCCACCUACGAGGAAGCCUCUCCAAUAAGGCAAGUAACAUCUACUAGUAUUAUAAACAAAUCCUAUGAUAGAACACGAGGACGAUAUUGGAAUGAAAAAAUAAACUUUCGUAAUAAUACUCCCCCGGCAAAACCAAAACAACCAUCAACAUCAUCCGAUGUGGGUCAAUUGAACAAAGAAAAACAAAAUGUUUCAGGUGGAAGUCGUGAAAUAAAAGAAAAACCGGUCGAAACGGUAGACAAGACGUUUCAGCCGCCUGUAAAAAACUUGUCUAAUUUGAGGGUCAAUCCUUUUGCUUCCGGGAAUGGCCCGAAACAAAAAGGAAGCUCAACAAAUCCGCGCAACAAGAAUACAACCGCAGAUAAAUCUAAAAGAAUAGAACUAAGAGAACCCAAUAAGGGACCAUUUGGUAGGCAACAAACAAAAUUGGCUCAUGCUAUGAAAUAUGAUGGCAAAAAGCAGAAAGCUAAAGCUGCCAAAGCUAAAAUGAGAAAAAAUGAUGCUGCUGCAGCAAUUGAACUAUCUGGAUCGGAAACAGACGAUGUCAUUGAAGUGCCAGUUCCAUCGCCAAAAAUUGUAACAAUCGAUACAAGUUCGGAUGAAGAAACUGCAGCCACUGCAACAGAACAAAGUGGAAGUUUUGUGAAGCCAGAGGCAGUAACAGUCAAGGAAAACAGUUCAAGGUGCACGAGCCCUUGUUCGGUUGUAUCUGAUGAGUUUAUUGGUCACAAUGAUCGAUCACGCCUGCUGGAAGAAAGUGGAAUGGCAGACGAUGAAGAUUUGCUAAUGUUACAAGUCGAUGUUGAUAGUUUAAUGGAAGCUCCAGAAAGGUCUACUGAUAAAUCUUCCGAAUCGUUUGCUACCCCAACACGAGAACGAACAGAAAAAAUUCCACCUGACUAUGUAGUAACACAGACUAAUUUUAGAGCAUUGGAUGUUUAUGAGAGUGAAUCUGAUAUACAAGAGAGUGUUUACUCGAAAGGGCAAAAACCACCUAAGCCAUCAGUUGUUGUUAACUUGGAUCAUGAAACCAGCUCUGAUGAUGUCGAAGAGAUUGAUAUAACUCAGAAGACAAAACGUUUAAAAAAACGACGCUCAUCGAGUGCCAACAAAGAUACCGAUACCAUCAUUGACUCUACGGACUCGGAACAAGAAAAUGAAGCUGAACCUCGUAAAAAUCUUGAAGUUCAAUUAACAAAAGUUCCCCAUAUUGCUUUUGGCGAAGCCAUUCCACGUAUGGUAACUGAAGAGGAGCUUCUUAAUCAGGCUGUAUAUAAUAGUUCGGACAAUGAAUUCGUUGCCAAUUUAAGCACACUGGCUCAAGGAGCAUCAUCAACUGUAGCUCCAGACGAUAGCGAUGAAGAAGAACCUGAACCUAUUACGGCACGUUCCAUAGCCGAAAAAGUUUUGAGUAAAAAUCGUGCAGUUGAAAAAACAACAACCCCCACUGCCACCACCACAAGGACUACUGUUAGUCCUGAACCAGUAAUUGCCCACGAUGAAGAAGCUAAUGAUGCUAUACCGCACGAUAGUCUGGCUGAAUUGAAUCACAUAUUUAAUAAAAUUGAUAAUAUGGAUAAUAAGGCACCUGAUAAUGCCGAUACAGAUGAUUCAGAUCAGUCUGUUGAAUUGGUUGCUCCUUUGCCAGUGAUCUAUACAAAUAAACCAUCUCAGAAGAAGAUGAAAAUGCAAAAAGAUACCGGUGAUCCAGUGUACAAUGUGGUGUAUAGUGAACAUUCAAAAGUUAUUGGAGGUGGUGGUAUUGGUUGGUGUGAAGAGAUGCGCAAAUUUUAUAACGAUUCGUGGAAAGGUGAACGUUUCAGUGUCAAGGCUGUGUGUUCUCAAAUGAAGAAUACAAAAACAUUAUGGAAGAUUUAUACAGAUGAUCGUUUUCCAAAAUAUCGAAGACAUUCACAUCAAAAAUGUAUGAAUUGCUGUGAGUUUGGACAUAUUCGUUCUAAAUGCCCAAAACCUAGGAAAGUUCCAGUUUGUUACAUGUGCGGUGAGAAAGGUCACAGUGAACCACGAUGUCCAAAUACUAUUUGCUUGAGGUGUGGCAACAAAACUCGAAUGUUUACAAAAAGUUGUAAUGCUUGCAACUAUCAAAAUCGUUUGAUUUGUCCUAUUUGUAAAGUUCGAGGGCAUAGCCUGAACCUCUGCCCGGACAAAUGGCGUCGCUACCACUCCACUACAAAGCCAAAUGAAUAUCCAAACAAUAAAGUCGAAUAUAAAAAUAAAAAACUGUGUUGCAUUUGUGGCCAGCGUGGACACUUAUCUGAGCAUUGUAGCCAUGCAAUACAUUUUUCUGAGUAUCCUACUUUCGUCAGCACAAUUAGAUCACAUCAGAAAUCCUAUGAUGAUAUAUCAAUAAAAACUAUACGUUCUGGAAUUGGCUAUAAUUUGAUGUAUAAGCCCGAUGAAGAUAUAAGUUUUGAAUUAGCAGAAAACAAGACGCGAUACCAAUACUAUGGUCGCUUUUUGGUGGCCGUUGGUAUGGGAUAUAUGCUUACAAGAAAACGUAGGGUCGAAAAUAAACAAGAAGAUGAAACACCGGUGAAACAAAAGAAAGUAAAUACGGACCUGAAAGAUUACGUCGUGAAUCCGUUUGCAAAGGCAGCAUUAGAAAAAUCGCCGGCGAAGCCAAAGGCAAUUGAGAGUGUACAACAAGUGGAUGAAGAAGAAACGUCUACAGAGUCUCCUGCCAAAGAACCAGCUUCGACAGUCGAGCCAAUCACCAUAGAUGAAGAAGACGCAUAUGAAAUAGAACCUAGUACUUCCAAGGGUAUCAUUCAUCAGACAUCCCGCGAAGAGACUGUCACAGAGCAAAUAAAUUCCACUGCAAAUACAAGCGCUAAGAAUGCCACUUCGACGUUUAAAACUCCUGACUCCACCUCACCAGGAAUUGCGUCUAAGAAAACUCAAGAAGCUGCGGACGUCGUUGAUUCCGACUCAAACUACAGUUUUUCAGAACAUUUCGAACCGAAUCAGCAUCAAAGCAAUCCUUCAACUGCUCGGGAAAUGGAUCCCUUACCUGAUUUUAUACCAAUAGUCGAUGAUGAAGAUAUGGAGGAGGAUGAACCAGAAGAAUCGAUAAAUGUAGGAAUUUCAAAGAAAUUUGUUUCUCUUGAAACGGAUGAAGAUGAAGAAAACACAAGUGAAUUACCCGAUCUUCCGUGUGAAGCCAAAAUAUAUUUAACCACAUUUCACAGCAAGUUCCUACUUUCACCCGAUGGCAAUUCAUUCCUAGUAGAGAAGUCAAAAGCAUUUGACAUCAAAGCAAGGCUAGAAUGGACUUCCGUUGGACAUAUCCUGAUAAUUUAUGGUCUUCGUUGCAAUCAAGAUAAAUUCCAUAUAGAAUUGUUGCACAAAUUCCGAGAGCUGUCUGAAAAAAUGAAUCGCAAUCAGUUGGAAAAAUCACAAAAAGUUCCGCGAAAGACGGAGGUGUUGAUAAGAUUUCUUCGGGAGAAUUUGAAUCAGUUGCUAACGAAUCUUGGUAAUCCAAAUGAGCUUUAUAAACGUUUAAUUUACCAGGAAAAACUACAAACUAAAACCGGCUGGAAGUCAGCGGAGAAGACAAGGCGUUUGUUGAAUAUGAUUUUAAUUGGUCAAGCUGGUCUUCGUAAUGGAUCCAUACACUUGGAUCAUUUGCUUUCACAUUUACGAAUUCUAAUUGAUGAAUGUAAAGAUGAAGUCGUGUCGAAUGAGGUGCGUGAUGAAAUAGAUUCUCACUGGAGAUUUAUUUUCUCUUCACAACGUCACGAAAAAUACCCAGAAUUACUUGAAGCCUACAAUCAUAUGCAGGUUAAGAAUAGAUUCCAGAAUAUAAAUAUCGAUCCUCGUUUGCUGGGCAAAAAGAUGCUCGAUACAACUCUAACAAAAGCGCAGAAAGAUAAAAUGGACAAGGCAGUAGAUGUAAAUACAUUGAGUGCUGCUGGUGGUUUGGAUAAGAUGAAUAGUCCUGCGAAACUAGUACCAAAUCCACUUGCAGUAAGAACCCCUAACAGACCUCCGAAAACUCCUGUAUCAGAAAAGAAGCGUCAGAAAAAUGUUUCUUCAAAUUCAUCAGCGGUGGCACAGAAAACACCAAAUCAACAAAAUCAAAAGGAAACAACCAAUCACGUUGCUAAUAAAAUCAAGGCCGUUAACGUGGAAUGGGAAGCAAAGUGUGCUAAUCUCUUAAGUGAAAUUGACGAAACCAAAAAACGUGGAGGACAACUUCGUAAUACCAAAGAGAGUUCAACGUUUUGGUCUCGGGAAGCAUUGAAAUACAUUGAUGAAUGUAUGGAACUUGGUAAAUCGAAUCUUAGUUUCCUUGAAAAAUUAUCGCGUGUGCAAAUUAAGUCGCAGAAAGGUCUUUUAUCGUAUAACGACUACCGAGCAAUUAUCAAGAUACAUAAUGCCAUCAAAAGCAAACAAUGACCAAAAUAAAUUACAAAUAAAUUUGUAUAAACUUCAAAAAAAAAAAAAAAAAAAGAAAAA